Boleophthalmus pectinirostris (great blue-spotted mudskipper) is the source of this 1491-nucleotide messenger RNA. RefSeq names its product CKLF-like MARVEL transmembrane domain containing 6 (gene cmtm6). Bases 194 to 739 code for a protein of 181 amino acids. Gene Ontology annotation, cellular component: membrane. NCBI's taxonomy places the organism in Eukaryota, Metazoa, Chordata, Actinopteri, Gobiiformes, Gobiidae. The transcript has 5 exons. The record is from RefSeq and is a predicted model, not a curated record.
CCGGCGGAAGUAGCUCUCUGCGGUUUUGCGCACAGUUUUACGCAAAGUGAAGCGGACGCGGAAGUUUGAGCGCAGAAACACGAUAAACACGGACAAAAGUGCACAGACCCCACCGGACACGAACCGAGCCGAACCGAGCCACACCGACCGGACCAGGGUGCUGGAGUAGGACUCUUAUUGUGACAGAGUCAAAAUGGCCGACACCGUCUACGCCCCGACGACGGCGCCGAAUCCAAAAGACAAAUGUUUCCUGGUUCCAAACGACCUCCUGGACCUCAGCAGGUUCUUCCUCAAACUCGCCCAAGUGGUGCUGUCGUUCGUGGCCUUCGUGCAGGAGGAGCUCGUUUCUUCUUGUGCGUCUUGUGGACCUUUGUAUUUCUUCGAGUUCGUCAGUUGUUCUGCGUUUCUCUUCACGACUCUGCUCCUCGUCCUCCUGGCCACCGCCCUCCACCGACGAGUGGGCGUCGCCCGCUGGAGCGCCCUGGACUUCCUGUACACGUCGUGUAUCUUCGUCCUUUUCUUCAUCGCCUCCAUCAGCUUCAGCGCCAAGAACAGCGGCACCAACCUCGAGAAGAGCGCCGCGGUCUUCGGGUUCCUGGCGUCUCUGUUCUUCGGACUGGACCUGUUCUUUUUCUAUCGGACUCACGGACUUCCCUGGAAACCCGCCCAGAACCAGGAAAACCCGACCAACGAAGCCCCUGCCCCCGAGGCCGAGAAGCUCAACGAGAACGGGGCCUAAACCAGGACCGGACUCGGUCUGAAACCGGUCUGGACUUGGUCUGGACUCAGCUGUGGACUUGGGUCUUUUAAGAUUUAAAAAAAAAAAUAUUUUCUUAAUGAAUUUAUCUGAGACCAAACUAGAACUAAACCAGGACCAAACCAGGACCAAACUAGAACUAAACCAGGACCAAACUAGAACUAAACUAGAACCAGACCAGAACUAAAUCAGGACCAAAUUAGGACCAAACCAGGACUAACCCAGGUCCAAACUUUUCUAUGAAUUCUUAUAUUUUUGUGCUGUUUUUGUGCUGAAUUUUUUCAGUCCGUUUAAUCCUGAUGAUGUCAUGUUUCUGAAAUUUGAACCAGCGACUGUGAGGUUCUGCGGACGAGAGUGUGUGUGUGUGGGCGAGUGUGUGGGCGAGUGUGUGGGCGAGUGUGUGGGCGAGUGUGUGGGCGAGUGUGUGGCGAGUGUGUGGGCGAGUGUGUGGGCGAGUGUGUGUGGAAGAGUGUGGAAGAGUGUGGGCGAGUGUGGGGGAGUGUGUGGGGGAGUGUGUGGGAGUGUGUGGCGAGUGUGUGGGCGAGUGUGUGGGCGAGUGUGUGGGCGAGUGUGUGGGCGAGUGUGUGGGCGAGUGUGUGGCGAGUGUGUGGGCGAGUGUGUGGGCGAGUGCGUGGAAGAGUGUGGGCGAGUGUGGGCGAGUGUGUGUGUGUGUUUAUCCUCUGUCUCUGUGUUUCUGGACAAUCCUUUUUUUUUAUUAAAAGAAAUUUGCCCAA